AUGCGCUGGGUUUGUUCCUGCGCGCUGCUGCUGCUGCUGCUGCUGAUGGUGCUGCUGGAUAAUGCCGUGGCCGUGCCUGCGUGGAGGAAACCCACGGUGGCUAGUAUUCAGUUGCAUAAACCAUGUGUGCAGACACUGGCACCUGUGGACACGAGGUCUCAUCGAGGUCUGGCUCGACCCAAGCGCUAUGCCAUCAACCCACUGGGAUACAAGUGGGAGCAUUUUAACGUCACCUACAAGAUCACAAAGUUUCCCAACACACUGAAUAAAGACGAUACCCGCAAAGCUAUCAGCAUCGCCUUCACGAAAUGGAGUGAUGUUUCUCCUCUGACUUUCACUGAAAUCACCAACCCCAACAAAAGUGCUGACAUCACUAUAGGCUUCUACACGUACAAUCACACAGAUUGUUGGUGGUCUCCAUUGCACCCAUGUUUUGAUGGACUGAACGGUGAGCUGGCCCACGCCUUCCUUCCCCCACGUGGAGAGAUUCACUUUGACAACCACGAAUUCUGGAUUCUGGGCAAAUCCCGCUUCAGCUGGAAACAAGGUGUGUGGCUGAAUGACCUGGUUCAGGUCGCUGCUCAUGAAAUCGGUCACGCUUUAGGCCUCUGGCAUUCACAGGACCCUAAUGCGUUAAUGCACCCUAAUGCAACAUACACGGGUCAGAGGAACAUCGCUCAAGAUGAUAUCCGGGGCAUCCAGCGCCUUUAUGGAUGCAUGGACAAGAAGCGAGUGUGUGAUCCUUGGGCCCGCUUGGGUUUCUGUGAGAGGAGGCGGAGCUUCAUGAAGAAAAACUGCCCACAGCGCUGCGACCUGUGCUACGAGCCUCUGGAUGCAGUGUCUACACCGACACCUCCUCCAGAGAAUGUGAAGAUCAAAAUUGUGCCUCGUGGAAAAGUUGUGGGCUUCCGCUGCGGGACAAAAAAUACCAGAGUGCCUCCAAAAGUCAGCUGGUAUAAGGACGGUGAGCAGUUGCUGACAUUUUUUUCAUACUCAGCGGUGCAUGUGAAUUCCACCGUUUUUCGGUAG
This is a messenger RNA of Sinocyclocheilus grahami, 1029 nucleotides long. Its product is annotated as matrix metalloproteinase-23-like. Bases 1 to 1029 code for a protein of 342 amino acids. Gene Ontology annotation, molecular function: zinc ion binding; metalloendopeptidase activity. Gene Ontology annotation, biological process: collagen catabolic process; proteolysis; extracellular matrix organization. Gene Ontology annotation, cellular component: extracellular matrix. The record is from RefSeq and is a predicted model, not a curated record. Lineage: Eukaryota; Metazoa; Chordata; Actinopteri; Cypriniformes; Cyprinidae. The transcript has 9 exons.